Dreissena polymorpha is the source of this 900-nucleotide messenger RNA. Its product is annotated as caveolin-3-like. Gene Ontology annotation, molecular function: molecular adaptor activity. The record is from RefSeq and is a predicted model, not a curated record. Bases 263 to 637 code for a protein of 124 amino acids. Gene Ontology annotation, biological process: caveola assembly. NCBI's taxonomy places the organism in Eukaryota, Metazoa, Mollusca, Bivalvia, Myida, Dreissenidae. Gene Ontology annotation, cellular component: caveola. The transcript is spliced from 2 exons.
CACUUUUUGCAAUUUAUUAUCGAGCAAUUGUCAAAUCAAAACAGUACAAGGGUAUUUCAAGGAUUCCUUUCCAUGAUAAAAUAGUGACCUAGUUAAUACCAAUCACAAGCGAGAUGGGUACCCAUGACAAUCGCAUGCCAUAUCUUCGAGUAUGUUUAUAAAGCCCACGAGUUUUGUCUGUGCUUCCCCAAACCUCAGUCAAUUUUCCGACGACGCUGUGUGUUUUAUCAGUGACAAGCGACAUCUUUCAUAACAUAUCAGGAUGGUUGAUUUAGUGAACAGGGAUCCGAACAACAUCAAUCCUCAUCUGCAGUGCCAGUUCGAGGAUGUUUUGGCGGAGCCCGAUGGCACCCACAGUAUCGACUGUGUCUGGACACUCUCAAGUAUCUGUUUCAACUGUUGGAAAGGGUGCUGCUACAAGAUCAUGACCCUGCUCUGUGGCUGUUGCAUUGCCGCCGAGUUUGGUUGCCGGUUCGCUCUGCUUUCGUUCAUUCAUAUCUGGUACUUCACUCCCAUGCUGAAGAUUUUCCAAAUCAACUGCGGUCUCUGCAAGAACAUAUACACCCAGUGCAUCAACUGCUACAUUGAGCCGUUGUGCAUCGCAAUUGGAUCCAUAUUCCAUCAUUUCAAGAAAUAGGACUGCAAGUCUUUUGACGGCGAACGCUUUUCACAGCAAACAAAAUUAUUUUUUUAAUAAGUACAUGUAAUACUUUUCCAUGUACAUUACCAAAAACAUUUAUUCUGGCUUAAGUCAUUUUUUCAUAGUUGUAUUGUAUUAAUCGCGACUAGUUUUCUAUAAGUCGUCACAGAACAUAUUCUUGCUCGACCUGUUGGCGAUAAUAAUGUAUUCAAUUAGUUUUUUUCCACAAUACAAUAAAGAACAUAUAUGCUUUUGGUUUA